AUGGAAUUGACUUCGUUGUCAGAAAAAAGUAUUAAUGAUGAGGUCCGACAGUACCUGGCGUCGACUCUUCAAGGCCAUCAUGUAUGAAGGAAAUACUUAAAUAUUUCAUUUUAUUUUUCUUAAAUUUAUUUAUCGUUAUCAAAAGAAAGCAAUGAUAAUGUCCGACAGGAUCUGGCGUCGACUUUUCAAGGCCAUCUUGUAGAAAAGAAAUACUUAACAACGUAUUUUUUUCUCCUUAAAUUUAAUGAUAUUGAACGAGGAUAAGGCAUGCAGACAAUGAGGAAGCUUGCUAUAAAUUAAGCAGCAAUUUUCCGCGAAAGAAAAAUUCGAUAUAUCUUUCUUUAAAUUAUUCUAUUUUACCGUGCUCCAAAAUAAUCUAACGAAAAAACUCUAGGAAUCACUUGCUGAGCCAUUGACUCCAUCCACAAUACAACCCAUGAUCUGUCUGAUGUAAAGAAUUUUCAGUUGUAUGUUAAUGUGGCUUUAUUACUGGUGGCGAUGAAAGGUCCUUAGAGCAAUCUUUCUGGGUCACGCCAAUACCAGAAUACGAUCAAUCGAAGCACCCACGCGUGCAUUCGAUAACUCUUUGCAGGUAUGGCAAAUGAAUCUACAUGUAUAUUUUGUUAUCUAAGGGACCGGUCAUUAUUUACCGCCGAGGGGGAAUGGGUGGGGGAGUAAAUUUUAGGUGGGAUCACUUGAUUUUUGGGAGAACAAAAGGGGGGAUCAGUUGUAACUGAGAACCCAAAAGGGGGCAUCACUGAAAACUUUGGAAGUAUUCAGAGGGUGGGACCACUCAAAUUUUCUUGGAAAAUGAAGACAUGGAGGGGGGGGGGGGGGACGCGAAAAACAUCAAAAGUUAUUUGGGGGGCCGGAUCACUUCAGUGAAGUAACAUUCAAAGGAGAGAUCGGCUAAAUUUCACCUUGUUUAGCCCCAAAUCCUCCCCCCAGGCGAUAAAUAAUGACCAGUCCCUAAUUUAAAUAUUACUUUCCACCCAGUGGCACGGUCCCAUUUUUGCUGAGAUUCUGGGUACUUAAAUUGAGGCUCAACAAGCAUGACUGCUUUAAGAUGUUUUAUGGUAUCAAUCUUUGUAUUACGUCAUUUGCUGAUUGCACCCAUCCGAAACACCAAGAAACAACCGCUUUUAGCCAUGUUCUUCCUGAAAAACCUUUUCAUCGAAAGGACGGGAGGAUUAAUCUGUCUUCCCUUCACGCACAGGAAGGACGGGAAAGCAAAGUUUCGACUAAGGCAAACGAAAAGAAGACACAAGUGACUAUGGAAAUGGCUUCAUUGCUCCAGGAUGACGUUGCAAAGGACAUGGCUUCGGCCACUCACGAUCUGUCUGAUGUAAGAAGGAAGUGUCUAAGGCCACAACCACACGAAUCCGGAUGCGGCGAAACCGAAUACUUCAUUUUUGCGUCGACAUAAAUUCACGCAUCGGCGAAACCGAAUACUUCAUUUUUGCGUCCACAUAAGUUCACGCAUCCACACGAAUACGCUACUGCAGUUUGCAAUUGCAAUUGCACUCUGGCCAGCGGUGUGAUUUCACUGUCCGUAUAUCCUUCCCACUUCCAGUGCUUUGGGGCAACAUUUCACACACUUCUCAAGUGGGAAUGCCAAAGAGAAAUAACUAGGUAAAGGCCGAUUGAUUCGUCUGGAGCGAAAGUAGACAGAGGGUUGUUGGCCUCUACUUCAAAUUUUCAAGUUCCCAUUUAAGCCUGGACCCGAGUUAUGACGUAGCUGAUUUAGAAAUAUCCGGUUUCAGUCGUCUUUACGAACUCGCCAAACCCGACGAAUUAACAAAAAAUUCCACUCUGUAGAGGGGUCUCAAUGCGGUCUCGGUGAGCGGAUUUACCGUUUUCGUGUAGAUGGAAGGCCGAUUCGUAUUAAAAAGCGUGCGGUUUCAAAAAUAUCCGGAUUCGUGUGGACGAGGCCUAAGGCUUACAAGUUUCCUUUUCUCACGUAACGAAGGGUGUGACAUAACACCCCUCGUCUGUACGUUCGUUGGGUAACGUUAAACGUGACCUUGAAGUGGAAAAAUAGCGCGUUACAAGCGACCGUGACUAAGAAGUGGAACAUUUUGGUUUGCGAACGUUAAAACUUUUUUACCCUCUUAAUUCUUGUACUGAAGUCUUGUUCUUGUGCCCGUGAAAUUUCAUCGUUUUUGCAUAGGUACCCCAAGCUCAAGAGUGAGAAUCAUUUAUGCGUGACAUUUUAUGAAGGCUUGCAUGUGGUUUCAAGCGUAUCGCAAUUGGGGUCACAAAUAGAAAUAUCAGCUCAGUAGUCUGUCUAACCUCAGUUGACUCCAUGUUUUCAUUAUUGAGUUAUAGACGAGAUUGCGUCACACAUUUAAAUAUUGCUGGUUUACACAUUACGUCAUCAAAAACUCAAAGGAAAGAAUUAUCGAUCCUCCUGAGUUCUUACUUUCAUGAAUUAUUAGAGCCGCUAAAAACUAAUAUUCAGAAAAAUUUUCAUUGCGAAAGAAGUUCUUCGUUUUGUGAUACAGUACGCUUAAAUUUCUAAGCUUUUGUGUAACGAGGCAUUUACUUGGUAGCUACUGCGAGCAAGCUCUCCGAGGCGCUCUGGGGGCGGGGCGGGAAAAGAAAGGAGCCUGCUUGCAACUACGUCUCUGGAAUUUGAAUUCUACCUCCAAUUCGCCUGUGGCUCCCCGUUGACUGAGCUGUCAGACUUUCGCAAAUCAGUGCGAAGCGGAAACGAACGCAAUUGUAAACAAAUAUUGAAAAACACGUGCCAAGGGUAAUCGCGUCAUUACUAAUGUCAUCUACGCCAAUCAGCAUUUCGCAUCGACUUGUUCAUUUUCCAGAGACGUAGCUGCAAGCUCUCCUUCCUUUUCCCGCCCAGCCGCCAGAGCACCCUAGAGAGCUUCCUCGUAGGCUAUUUACACGGCGGACGAGAGAGCUGUACCCUGGGUGCCAGAGACUUUUCUAGCGCGGAUUCCGGUUUGUCGGCCUACGGCCAACACCGAAAAUUCCCGCCGUACGCGAGAAAAGCCUCUGGUACCCAGGGUAAGAGAGCUGCCAUGAAGGCUGAAAAAUUGACUCUGUUGGGGGAUUUUGCUAUCUGAAUGGUCAUUGUAUUAAUGUCAAUGUUAAUGAGUUUCUCAAGAGAUGAAUUCACCCUGUAGUAGCACAACUCCGUGACACAUGUUUCUGUUGGUUUCCGGCCGCCAUGUUAGUGACCAUACGGAUGGGCACCAACAAUGUAGGUAAAAAAAAUGCUCCAGCGAGGGCCGUUGUAUAUUUACCUUCUUUCAUUUCUCAGAUUCUAGACUUUAUCUAUUAAACGGUUUUGUUUUUUAUUUUUAAUUGCGUGACAGUGAAAACCAGCAAUAGCGUUACAUUUUUUAUACGGGUAAAUGUCAUCGCCAUUUUCUUUAAUCAUUUAGCAAAGUUUGGCUGAUGACUAUGAAGUUAAGGAGGAUCAACAGUCUAUACACCAAGACCAAGAAGACAUUACAGUGUCUCUGCAACAAAGCAACAAAGAUGCCAUUCUUGAAGUGAUUCCAUCGACUUCCACCGAAGUAGAUGUAAGACGAAAACAAAAACACCAUAAUUAAUGAUUCACUAAUAAAGAAGAAUUUUCCUCUAGGGCGCCUUAUUUUGCUUACGUUUCACGUUAGAAGGACACAACGUGAUCUUCGUGUUCCUGUGCCACUAAUGUGUUUCGUCGAUGGUGUACCUUUUCUGCGCUGUCUUGGAUUUACGUUUCAGCGUCUUGUUUUCAUUCUCUUGAGAUAUUUUCAGUUGCGGGCUUGUGACUUCCAGAACGAUGGCUGAUAUAACGAAUCGUCUAGUAAAAUGGUGUGUUUGUUGUUUUUAGUCAGUAGGACGUGUAUCAGCAGGUGACCGCGGCUUUCUGGGUAAACAUCAAACUGUUGUCGUGGAUUUUCAUCCUAGACUUGAAAACAGUACCCUGGACCCAAAGUAAAUUUUAUCUAGCUCUGAACUGGUCAAUUUGAAGUUGCUUUCAAUAGAUAAUACUUGUAUAUUCCGUGGCUCUUGUCUGGCUUAAGAAAAUUAUGUUAUUUUUAUAUUUUUAUCCUUUAGUUACUUAUUUACUAACAAGGAAAAUAAUUACUUGAAAGCUGUGCUGUUUCAGGCUAAACCAAAAAUUUGAUAGUUUUUUUUUAUAUCAAUUUAAUUAGGAUGAGGAAUUCAAAGUAACUGACAAAGAACUUCUAACCAGGCGAUCGGCAUCACUAGGAAAUAAUCAAGCCUCUGCAAUGCCACUUUCAAUUGAAAACCUAGAGGAGUCGGACGAGGAUUCUUGUGACGUAGAGGAGAACUUUUCUACCAAACAACUGUUUUCAUUUGCCUGGCAAAUAGCUAAAGGAAUGGUAAUUAUCUUUGUUUUCUGGAUAAUGUUGCUGGGAUUCUGAUUCUGAGUAUAACUUGGAAAGAAGAAUUCAGAAGUCCAUAUUUUAUAAACAUGAAAUAGAUGGGAUAAAUGUAUUGGCUGUUUUCUAGAUAUGAGUACAUUAAAAUGGCUUAUAUGGAAUUUCUUUUCGGUGGACCCAGUUUUGGCUAAAUUCGUUUCGUUAUGAAUCUAAACGUAAAUAUUUUGGAUCAGAUCAGUGCCGAUAUUUACUUUUCAUUUGUAUUUUUUCAUCUAUACUUAACUACUUGGUGUUCGGCGUACCCCCGUUAUUAUGUUUUGAGAUAAUUUUAAUCGUUUUUUCGUUGCUUAUUUGUUAUUAGAAUCAUCUCGCAGAAAACAAUCUUGUUCACAGAGACCUUGCUGCCCGUAAUGUUCUUGUUGGCCAUGACAACCAGAUCAAAGUGUCAGAUUUUGGGUUGAUGAGACAAGUCUAUGAAGAUGUGAGCAGCUCAGCGAAGUCCACAAAACUUCCUGUAAAGUGGAUGGCCCCAGAAUCACUUUAUCAAGGGGUUUACACGACCAAAAGUGAUGUGUGAGUGAUGAGUUUUCCCGCUCCCUUGACAAGGGAACUAUUGAAACUUAUCUACUGAAUCACUUUUCAAAAUUGUAGUUGCCGUCAAAAAUUACAGAAGCAUAUAACUCUGAAGCACCUAAAUCCCCUUAUUUUUUUACAACCAUGCUAGGGUUUUUAGCCGUCCAAUUAGAAGCACGGAAAAUUGUUUGCCCAAAUAUGGAAUCAUAGUAUUGAAGGCGUCUCUGUCGAAAUAUAUAGCUGCUAAAAACGGAUCCUUCCAGUCCUUAACAGUUGUCCAAUUACAUCCAAAACUCAAGAGUACACGCAUUUUUGGGCUCCUUCGUGGGCAGUAAACAAUCUAAAUGCCGUGAAUCUGUACAUAUUUAUAACCUCUUUGGUUUUUCUCAUAGUUGGUCUUUUGGUGUUGUUCUUUGGGAAAUGGCUACCUUGGGUGAGUGGAUAGUAAUUUUGUAGUUUAUAGUUGUUAUGUUAAAUUUGAGGUGACGACUGACAAAUCAUAAAAACAUUUUUCAUGGUCUAUGACUCUUAUAGACCGUAGAAAUGAUGUCAAAAUGUUGAAAAACUCAUGCACGACCCGCAGGACAAUGGUUUUACAAUGCAAAGUUUUGAGCUCUCCAAGGGAAUUAAGGGAACCGUGCCUUAACCCACCUUCCCCGUUUCCCAUGGUGGGAUGUAGCUUAUAACUGUUACGAUUGUUAUCAAGGUUACUGCUACCAGGAAGGGCGAAAACAAUGUUUUAUAAUGCUUCAUUUGCGGCAAGUUUGAAUUUUCUUGUUUGAUCUGGGCUCUGUUUUAAUUAAGUGCUCUGAGUAGAUCUCCUAGAUGAUAACCGUAUGUGACAAUACAUAUUUUAAUAAUGUCAAAUUAAAAAAUUUGCGAGCAUUUGAUGACUGGAAACGAGAAGCCUUAUUGUUAAUCACCCUAACUUCUUUCAUUACACAUUUUACUGCAUUGGCAAUAUAUCAGACCUCCAUUCAAUCAACCGUUUUUGCAAAAUGGCCUUAUUGAGUUUAUAUGAGCAGAAGUGACAAUCGACUGAGGCAUCUUUAAUAGAAAUCUAUAUAAUGGAAAAUUGCAUGUAUUCAGUUGCUGAUAUGUAAUCAUUUGUUUUCUUUCUCGCAAUCGUCAGGAGGCGUACCAUACCCCACGCUGACCAACUCAGAGUUAUAUCGACUGCUCGAUACUGGUUAUCGCAUGGAAAGGCCUGACAUGUGCUCCGAAGACGUGUACGUUUCUUGAUUAGAGUGGUCUUAGAUUUAACAAACAGAUUCGAUUUUUCUGUGCGUCUGCUCAGUUACAUUUCACACCGAACGGUGCAGCAUACGAAUUCGUCAAAUAUUUUAACACCUUCUUUGAUCAUAUUAAAUACUGACCAGACGGACGGCAGGGGAAAACUUUUGAUGGGAUCCUCACUCUUAAAACAAAAAGGAAACCCUCAGUCCAUUAGCUUUAUGGUCAAUAAAGGCAUCAUUAUUAGUGACUAGGUUAAUCUCUUUCCUGGGGCCGGGGGAAGUACUACCUGUACUGGGGAGGCACUCCCCAAAAGGGGUACCUCUCUCAGUCUUCUGGUGUAGGAAUUUUGUUAGUCGAAGUGUAUGAAAGGGUAGGGAAAUCUGUCAUUUCGGUCUGUAAAAUGACUUAAGAGUACCAGAUAAGAUUUUUUGGCUGUGAAAAAGUCGAGAAAAUGUUCUAAUUUGUUAUUUAUUCAUAUUUAAAAGGAAGUGCAUUUUUCAGCAAUUAAAAGGGAUAAAGUUGAAGUUCUUUUCUGUCAAAAAUGAUACUCAAAAUGAUAAGGGGUUGGACCUCGGGGCAGAGCUUUACAUACUAAUGGCUGGAUAAAGGAAUGGGGAAUCACAUGAUAACCCAAACGUUCCAAGAGCCCAUUUUAAUGGGCUUUACGUGGAAGCUUCACCCAAAAGGAGUACCUUUUUAGGCCACAUGUAUAUGGAAAGUGGGGAAUUUAACGAGCUAAAAUGUUUGAAAUGGUAGGAAAUUUUGUAACUUCGGUAAUUUACUUUAAAAGAUAUUUUAAACAGAUGUACCUGUAUUGUAUGCUUCAUGUUAAGGGCUUAAUGGCUUAAAAAGUGAAGAAGUCGUACUAUUUUUCAGGGUAGGCAAGAAAGGAAUGUAUACGAAAGAGGUACCUAUUCCGUCAAAAAUGCUGUACAAAAAGGAUUGGGCCUCACUGUGGAGCCUCCCUGUAAACUCAUGAAGCUAAGAAGCCUAUAUAUCCUAUCAAAAAAUUUCUUUUAUUCCAAUAGACCUCUUUCGCUUGAAUGUGUUGUUUUCCCAAUACAGGUCAUGUGUAACGGUCAAAUUCCCCUGGGGCCUCUUUUGGGAAACCAAAACAUAAAAGCUAUAAAGAGGUCUUUUGACACUGUCUAAUAAUUGACUGGAGCUCUACUAAGCAUUGAAUGGUUCUUUUUUCUCUCCAUUCAUAACAGAUAUGAGGUGAUUACUGACUGUUGGAACGAAGACCCUUACAUUCGUCCCAGUUUCUACCGUUUGAUCGAAAAACUGGAGGCGAUAAUGGAAAGGGAUGCACCAUAUUUGAAUGUAAACAAACACAAAGAAUAUCAUCCGUAUUACAACGUGCCACCUGAAGCUAGUUCUGAUUAA
Messenger RNA from Porites lobata, 7550 nucleotides. Lineage: Eukaryota; Metazoa; Cnidaria; Anthozoa; Scleractinia; Poritidae. The record is from the annotation of a GenBank genome assembly.